GACGCCGAAAGUACGGAGCUCAAGCUGGCCAUACUUUCUUCUUUGCAUCCGAACAAAGCUCAGGAUGUCUUGAUGGACUAUCUCCUUGCCUAUAACGGCGAUGUCGAGAAAGUUUCGGAGGCUUUGUCAAGUAGCUCAGCAGCAGGAUCGAAGAGCAAGCGCCAGCACUCGGCCCUGAACGGCUAUCAAUCAUCCAUCGACACAUUCGCAGCAUCGUCAGGCGGGCCAAAGCCAGUUGCCACGGCCACAACCAAAUCACUUGUGCAGAAAGGCAAGACUCUUCACCUUUACUCUCCAGCCGAUAUCGAGCGUCACACCCCUUGCUCGUUGGUUCAUAAUUUCCUUCCACAACCACUUGCCAGCGCACUCCUGGAAGAGCUACUCGCGGAGUCGGCCACUUUCCUCCGCAAUGAGUUUCAAAUGUUCGAGCGCACGGUUACUACCAACCACACAUGGAGACUCUAUCUCGAUGACGACUCCUCUUUCGAGUCGCAACAGUCCGCUAUUCAAUACGACGGAACCGCGAAUCCUCUCAAUGUCCGGAAGUCACCCCCGGAGAUGAUCAAGGUCUCCCAUCUGGUAAAAGAUGCUGUCAACGCCGAAGUCGCGAGGCGUACCAGAGACUACCAGCCUGCUAGCAGAAGACUCAAAUUCCAGUCUCCAGACGCUUGGUCGCCGAACGCCAGUAUCGUGAACUGCUACGAUGGUGCCAAAGAAGGCAUGGGCUUCCACGCCGACACUUUGACGCAGCUGGGGACCAUGCCAAUCAUUGGCAGCCUCUCUAUGGGUGUUACCCGGGAGUUCCGUGUCCGGCGGAUCGUGGCACAGGACGAUGCAUCAACCACCAGGGCUGAUGAACAGGGUCAGAUCGCGAUCCAUCUGCCUCACAACUCGCUGCUGGUCAUGCAUGCAUCUAUGCAAGAGGAAUGGAAGCAUUGCAUUGCUCCGACGGCGACGAUCACUCAGCAUCCGGUUGCUGGAUCGAAACGGUUCAACAUUACCUAUCGGCACUUUCCAGCCUAUAUGAAUCCUCAGUACACCCCGAAGUGUCGUUGUGGGGUGGCUUGCGUACUGCGAUGUGUGAUGAAGAGCAAGGAAACGCGAGGCAGAUACAUGUGGCAGUGUAUAUCUGAUCGAGCACCUGGAGGAAAGAGCUGCGGAUUGUUCUUGUGGGCUGUGCUAGAUGAAGACGGGCGGCCAGAGUGGGCAGAGGGGUUCAAGGGCAAUGCCAAUGGUACUGCGAAGAUACCAGAGGAUAAAGGG
Zymoseptoria tritici IPO323 is the source of this 1263-nucleotide messenger RNA. RefSeq lists its product as uncharacterized. Lineage: Eukaryota; Fungi; Ascomycota; Dothideomycetes; Mycosphaerellales; Mycosphaerellaceae. The annotation marks the transcript as partial. Gene Ontology annotation, molecular function: dioxygenase activity; zinc ion binding. The record is from RefSeq and is a predicted model, not a curated record. Gene Ontology annotation, biological process: DNA alkylation repair; DNA repair. Gene Ontology annotation, cellular component: nucleus. The transcript has a single exon.